CACCGUUGACACGUUAAGCACAGGUGUUCAACAGAUCUGAGCGAGUGCAGAAUGGCUUUCUAUUCUCAGUACAAAAUGAUGUGGGAUAAAAUCAAAAUGAAGACCAUCAUGUUAAUGUUGAUGUUUUCAUGUGUGUCAUCAGAUUGGCUGUCAGAGAUAGGUGGAGAGCAAGACAGAGUUUUACCCGGACAUGUUUUUCAGGUAUUUCAGACAGCAACAGUUCGACAGUGUCACCGACUCUGUGGAUAUUCAGCAAGGUGCUUUUCGGCCAACUGGAUCUUGUCAACUAGAGAGUGUCAACUUAGUACCAGUGCUUUAGGUGGCGGUAGUUUACAAGUGUCCGCGAACAACGUGUACCUUCCGGUUCAUCAAUUUCCUCCACAGACUCACCCAUGCGCAGAUGAACCCUGUGGAAAUGACCAUGUGUGUGUCCCUGUCACCAAAUCUACCAACUAUGUAUGUGUACACGUCGACACAAAUACAAACCAAGCACCUGCGACUGGAAUAACGACCGGUACUGCACCUACUGCUGCAACAACUUCUGUACAGGAUACAACACCGGCGUUGACAACAACACUGGCACCGACAACAACACCCUUACCAACUACAACGGCAGCUCCAUCUACUACAACAUCUGCACCAACUACAACAGCAUCAUCAACUACCACAACACCUGCAUCAACUACAACACCCGUCCCAGCUACAAUUCCAGCUCCGACUACAACACCUACACCAACGACAGCACCAACACCGACUACCACUAUAUCUGUACCAACUACAACAGCAGCACCAACUACUACAACACCUACACCAACUACAACAGCAGCACCAACUACUACAACAUCCGCUCCAACUACAACACAAGCUCCGACUACAACACCUACAUCAACGACAACACCAGCACCGACUACCACGAUAUCUGUACCAACUACAACAGCAUCACCAACUACUGCAACAACUGCUCCAACCACAACAGCAGCACCAACUACAACAUCCGCCCCAACUACAACACCAGCUCCGACUACAACACCUACACCAACGACGACACCAGUACCCACUACCACAACAGCUGUGCAAACAACAACUACACCAACAGCUACUACCCAUGAUGGCACGUGCGUUGAUAACAGUGACUGCAGUUCCCUUCCCUUCACAGAGUGUUCAAACAGCCUCUGCGUAUGCACCGUGGGAAGUGACAUGGAUGAUGCCACUGGCAUGUGCAGAUCAUUAGCAGAGUGCUCGUCCUUUGGAUCUACCUUCACCACCUUCACGGAUACUGUCAUCACCGAUCAUAAUCUUCAGACCCAUACAUCGAAGACGUCAGCACAAUGUGAACAAUUGUGUCUAGAAGCCUCAUUCGUAUGUAAAUCGUUUGAAAUGUAUUACAAACUAUGUUUAUUGCAGGAAGUCUCCUGGUAUGAUGUUACAGGAAGUGAACGUGGAUAUAAGAAAAAUCUCAAUCAUAGCCAACGCAGAUGUAAUUGGUGAGCUACGGUAUGAACUUGAGUGCCAUUCUAUGCUACAGGAGUAACAAUCCCAAAGCGCAACAGCUUGUCUAUAUAUCGGUGCUUCUCCAGCACACAGAAGCUGUGCAAGACCUUAUGAUUUCAAUGUAUUGUGUCCAGGUUUUGGUGCUGGUAUUAUAAUAAUGAUUAACCAUUUUACUUGGAUUUUUUCCGAAGAAAAAAAAUUGGUCCAGAUAUAACAGGGAAAAAAUUAAUGCAUCCUCAAUUUUAGCCACAAGCCCGAAAAAUCUAUUUGCAGGCCAUAUUGGAUGUCCUGUGAAAUUAAUGUAACUGUGAAUACAAAUCUUUGAAAAAAUUGCUUAGUUCGUGUGUUUUGACGGAAAACUAUUACAUCCUGAGUCCAUUGGGCAGCAUAAACAAUUUCACUUACACAUCACAUACAUAAAGAAGCGAGAUUAUGUCAGUCAGUAGAGGUCUGCUUCUCUUCUUGUAACAGCAGGUAACAUUUAGGAGAUAAACAUACUGUGUGUUCAAUGUAGAGCUAGGUUACCUGUAGAUUUUACCCCGCUAAAUUGAAUUUGGAACCGAACGCGCAGCGUGAGGUUUCAAAUGUUUAAUUUAGCGCGGUUAAAUCUACAAGUAACCUACAUGUAGCUCUACAAUGAAAACACAAUGGGUUUAUCUCCAUUCUACCAUGACUAAAAAACGCGGGCUCUUUGGUGUUAGCAAAUAUAUUGAGUGAAGCGGCAUGGGUUGACUCCAGUGUUUUGAGUGGGUUAUCGAUCUGAAUUACCGAAUCACCGAACAAAAUAUGGUGCUGUAUAUACUGAAGCAGUUUGUUUAUACCGUUAUACUUGACUCGAACAUAUGACAGGCAUUGAACGCAUAUAAGCACGGCAACUUGGAAAGCUAACAUGAGGUGGGCAUCCUUAAAGAA
Molecule: messenger RNA, 2403 nt
Organism: Haliotis rufescens (red abalone)
Lineage: Eukaryota; Metazoa; Mollusca; Gastropoda; Lepetellida; Haliotidae
Product: probable serine/threonine-protein kinase clkA
Exons: 4
Coding region: 52-1488 (478 amino acids)
Source: RefSeq, a predicted model, not a curated record